Prosopis cineraria is the source of this 1126-nucleotide messenger RNA. Its product is annotated as chaperonin-like RbcX protein 2, chloroplastic. The record is from RefSeq and is a predicted model, not a curated record. Gene Ontology annotation, molecular function: protein folding chaperone. Gene Ontology annotation, biological process: ribulose bisphosphate carboxylase complex assembly. The coding region runs from base 260 to 901 and encodes 213 amino acids. NCBI's taxonomy places the organism in Eukaryota, Viridiplantae, Streptophyta, Magnoliopsida, Fabales, Fabaceae. The transcript has 5 exons.
GGCUAACAUUCACACACAUUCUAAAAAUCCCACGAUUUUCCCAUUGAAUUUUCCUUGCACCCAAACACGCAUUUUCUUCUCCAACCGUUGCUCCGACACUUUGAUUUGAUGCGUCUUUGACUACGCCUGCCUUAUUCCCCAAUUUUCUUGGAUACCCACCCUUAUUUCUUAGGUUUGUUUAGUGGGUAUCUCAUAGUUUUUCCAUUUGAGUGUUCCAGGGUUCGGAUUUUCGUCUGGGUGAGCUUGGUUUGUGAAGAGAAUGGUGGGUGCUUUAUCUAUUAUGGGUUCAUCAGCAUUGGACUCGCACGCUAGUCCAUGUUUGUGCGUUGAUGCGUUGCCUACGACUAGUAUGAAUCUCAAAAGUGGAGGAGACUCUAUUUUGUGGAAGAAGCACUCGGUAAGGCGAGGAGCGAUGCUAUUGAGUAGUUCCUUCAUUGACGCUGGCCGUGAGUGGCGGCUGUGUGUUAAUAGAAAUCCCAGGAAGCAGCGCAGUAAUAGAAGACCUAAGAUUGUCAACGAGCUUGGCGGGCAGUAUGAGGAUACUUUUGGUGAUGUUAAAAUGCAAUUACUCAACUAUUUCACUUACAAGGCUGCAAGGACUGUUCUUCAGCAGUUGUAUGAGAUGAACCCCACCCAAUAUAGGUGGUUCUAUGAAUUUGUUGCAACAAACAAGCCUGGAGAUGGGAAACGUUUUAUCAGAUCCCUUGGCAAGGAGAAACAAGACCUUGCUGAGAGAGUGAUGGUAACAAGGCUUGACCUUUAUGGUAAAUGGGUCAAGAAAUGUAAUCAUGCUGAGAUAUAUCAAGAAAUCUCAGAUGAAAACUUGGAGCUGAUGAGGGAAAGGCUCAUGGAGACCAUAAAAUGGCCCUCAGAUGACACGAACACUGAGAAAAUCGGCUGAUCAGUCUGCAAUUUCUAUCUCACCUUCCUUUACCAACUCUAGCUGAAAUGGAAGAAAGAAAAAGGUUUAGGUUAAGUGCAGUUUUAUUCUUUCUAUACGAAUCUGUUUCCUUUUCCAAAUCUGCAAUUACUCAUCUGUCUGCAAAAUAGGAGUGCUGGAUUCAGUGUAAAAUGUGUAUAUAUUUAUGCCCAUAUAUAUAUAUAUAUAUAUAUAUAUAUUUGUUUG